GGGUCGUUGCCUUGUACCGCAUAAUUUUUGCCUUGGCAACCUCACUUUGUCUUGCUCUCAAAAACAAAACCCAAAUCCAAAACCACCAAUCCAGCGAGCAACAAGUUCAUGGCGUGCUUAGUCUCCAUCAGCCUCUCCAUCUCUCUCUCUUCUUCCAAAACCCCAAUCCAGGAAAUACGUUCAAGGAGACAAGCUCUCUGGUGUUCUUUAAGCCAAGUAACCAGAGGAGCAGCAAAGAAGCUCCAUGCUCCCAACUCCUCUGGUAGAGGUCAAUUUUCUGUCGAUAGAAGCUGUCAUCACCAUAUAGCGACACCCUCAAGAUGUUUCUAUGAACCUAUAUCUUGUCAUUUUGGUGCAAGUUCUUGUAUUCAUACGGUGAUAUCGGGUUUUUGGGUGGGACCAGAUCCCGAAGAUGGCUGGGGAUUUGUAGAGGCUUUUGUAAAUUGGAUAUCUUGAUUCUUGGUUUUUUUUUUUUUUUCUCUAGUUGGUACUCACACAUACUUGUCUCCUCUGAGACUUGAACUUCUAACCUCUCUUUGAAAAUAAGAGGCUGAUACUGUUAUGCCA
Molecule: messenger RNA, 567 nt
Organism: Cornus florida
Lineage: Eukaryota; Viridiplantae; Streptophyta; Magnoliopsida; Cornales; Cornaceae
Exons: 3
Coding region: 109-456 (115 amino acids)
Source: RefSeq, a predicted model, not a curated record